Macrosteles quadrilineatus (aster leafhopper) is the source of this 1767-nucleotide messenger RNA. RefSeq names its product transmembrane emp24 domain-containing protein 7-like. Bases 130 to 792 code for a protein of 220 amino acids. Gene Ontology annotation, biological process: endoplasmic reticulum to Golgi vesicle-mediated transport; Golgi organization; intracellular protein transport. The record is from RefSeq and is a predicted model, not a curated record. The transcript has 3 exons. NCBI's taxonomy places the organism in Eukaryota, Metazoa, Arthropoda, Insecta, Hemiptera, Cicadellidae. Gene Ontology annotation, cellular component: endoplasmic reticulum; Golgi apparatus; endoplasmic reticulum-Golgi intermediate compartment.
UACACCAAACACUUGUCGUUGUCAUAUCAUAUCAUUCAUUGACAGAAUCUUAUGUACGCGGCUAUUUAUAUUGUAAUCCAAUGGAGUUCAGUUUUUGACUUGUGAUCGGUUUUAAUUGUUGUCUGAGUGAUGUGCACAUCUUGUAAAAGUGAUAUGAUGGGUUUGUGGACGAAAUGGAUUGUACUUACAGUAAUAUUAGCUUAUUUUCAAAUAGCCGCUGGAGUCGAGCUAACCUUCGAAUUGCUUGAUAAUGCCAAAGACUGUUUCUACGAAGAUAUUAAAUUAAAUACAUCUGUUUCACUUGAAUUCCAGGUGGUAACAGGAGGGUCAUACGAUGUAGAUGUUACCCUGGAAGAUCCGACGAGAGAGAUAAUCUAUCGACAAGUCAAGUCUCAGUUUGACACCCACAUGUUCACCACAGUCAAGGAAGGCACGUACGCCGUGUGUUUCAGCAAUGAGUUCUCCACUUUCAGUCACAAGCUGGUCUACAUGGAUCUCCAGGUCGGGGACGAACCACCGUUGCCAGGGGUGGGGGAACACGCCACCGUUAUGACACAGAUGGAAAUGUCUGCUCAAGAAAUCCACCAGUCUCUGAAGAGCAUCAUAGACUAUCAGACGCACCACCGGCUACGAGAGGCUCAAGGGAGAAAACGAGCGGAAGAUCUCAACGAUAGAGUAUUUUGGUGGUCGCUCAUGGAAACUGUCUUGAUCCUUUUUGUAUCCAUAGGCCAAGUAUUUAUAGUAAAAAAUUUUUUCACAGAAAGAAAACCGACAACAUACAACCGGUUAUAGGAUUAAAGUGUUAAACGUUUUGUUGAUUGUUUAUACUUAAGUCUUCUUUCUCGGUUAAGACUGAGUGAAAGGUUUUAGGUUAAGAACACCAUCUCAUAUUUAUACAGUACACUUAGCAGUUCAUUAGUAGUAGUUUCAUUGGAUUGUUCAUGGAUAUAAAUUUCAAGUAGUUUUCCCACUUGUCUGUUAGGUUGUGAUGUGAAUUUUCAUGUUCUUCGAGUUCCAGUAUUGCUAAGUCAAUUCAAUUUGUCAAACCGUUUUUUGAUGUGCAUUGAAGUGUUUUGUAAUUGUGAAUAAAAAACUGAAAAUUACAAAAUUCAUACUAGGUAUCCAGGGAAAUUUUAGAAUACUCACGCCAAAGUAAAAACCUUAAUAUAUUUGUCGUGAUCAAUUUGAUUCAAUUGAAAGGGUCAAGUUCAAAAGGAAAAUCAUUAUUCACUUUGUUUAUAUUUGUACGGUUUAGUUCAUGUACCUAAUUAUUAUUUUACAUUUUUCUAAUUGUUUUAUUUUCACCCAAAGUUUAUCUUAAGUUUUGACACAAAGUUAGAUUUUUUGUUUGGUAAGCUACACCUACGCAAAAUAUUUUGUUUACAUAUUACAACUAAAUUAUAUGAGAUUUUCUGGUUUUUAUGGGUAUGAUUUACAUGUGAAUUAAUUCUGUAUCUAUCUUAAUAUUGUGUGUUAGACUCUAGAAAUACUUCAAUAAAGCUUGGAAACCUAAUUUUACAAUUGUUGUUAGGUAAUGUUUAGAUCAAUUGGCUUGCUGUUAAAAUAUCUUGGGAAGCAAAACAGUUUCUAUUUCAAGUGCCAAGAUUUGUUCAUGUGCUAAGAAUAGGAGCCCUCCUAUUUUUGGUAAAGAGUCAAGGAAUAAUUUUGACAGGUUGAUUUGAAUUAUUUGAAAUUUGUCCUAUUAUUUAUAGCAACUCAAAUUUUAUUGAACUGUCUCCAUUAUUAAAAUAUCCAGUUUGUACAGGC